UUUGCUGCCUGUCCAAACGGAAAAGGAGGCACAGAAGUUGUUUCUCGUUGUGAUCGUACAUGUUGUGUUGUUCAGUAGCUCCUUAAUAAGCCUGUCGCCGAUACUAUUUCUUCAUUUUUGAGAACCUAUAAGCAUUGACAUUAUCACGCAGCCAAGUGAGUGCGCAUUUUUCCUGUGUGUAUCCAUCAGUUUGGGGGUUUGUCAAUAACGAAAGUAAACUGAAGAGGGCCCGUGAAGCCAUGGCUGACAGUAUGGAUGAAGACAUGUCGGAAGAGCCUGUACCUCUCCAGCAGGACCUGACCUGUCCCGUUUGUCAGGGCAUCUACCGGGACCCCGUGCUGCUGCCUUGUAGCCACAGCUUCUGUCGGGAGUGUCUGCAGAGAAGUCUUCAGUUCAACAAGAAGUGUCCCUUGUGCAGGGAGAAGUUUGAGGAAGGGCAGGACGUCUCCAACCGUGCGCUCAGCAACGCCUGUGAGACUUUCCUCAAACAGACCAACUGGCGGCCGAAUCAGAAACCUGUCAGUGAGGACGCCUGUAACCUGCACCUGAAGCCCCUGGAGCUCUACUGUGAGAAGGAUGAGGAGCCUGUGUGUGUGGACUGUGUCUCUCUACACAACACACACAGGCUGUGGCCGUUGAAAGAGGGAGCGCCAAUAUGCAAGAGGGAGCUGGGGUUCAAAGUCCAGAUUUUUGAAAAGAAAGUGGAGUCCCACAAGAAAAUGACACAUAAACUCAACAACGCGGUGCAAUACAUCAAGUUUCAAGCUGGGCAGGCGGAGAAUCAGAUCACUGAGUUUGAGAGGCUCCGCAAGGCGCUUGUUACAGAAGAAGCUCUGCGUCUAAGAGCCCUGGCUGCUGAGGAGGAGGAGAAGAUUGCUGCCAUACAGGAGCUAAUUACCAACACAAACAAGGACAUCACUGAUCUAAAGGAGCUCAUUGAUUCUCUGAAGAAAGAGAUGGGCAAUGAGGAUCUACCCCUCCUGCGGAAUUUCCAGAAUUUAAAAAGGAAAGCUCAGUGGACUCGUGAAGACCCUUGCCUAACUGAUGAGUCUCUUUUGAAUAUGGGCAAGCAUGUUGGUGCUUUGAGCUUCAACGUCUGGAAGAACAUGCAGGCCCAUGUUAAAUAUACUUCUGUGGUGUUAAACCCGAACACAGCAUCUCCAUGGUUGUCCUUGAGCCCUGACCUAACCAGUGUGAAGGAAAGCUCAGAGCGGCUGACCACUCCUGACAAUCCGGAGCGCUUUGAUCCUUGUGUGUUUGUCCUGGGUGCUGAAGGUUACACCUCUGGGAAACACAGAUGGGAUGUCAUUGUUGGUGACAAUCCCAAGUGGAUUGUGGGAGUGUGCAAAGAGUCAGUAGCCCGUAAAAAGAAGUUCACUGUCUCUACGAGUCGUGGUGUGUGGUCCAUUGGACUGAGCAAAGGGGUGUACACCGCCUUAACACCUGAGCGUACAGAGCUGCAGGUGCAGCAGCGUCCCGAAAAGAUCCGCAUCAAGCUGAAUAUGGAUAAAGGAGAAGUAUCAUUUUGGGAUGGGGGGACAGCAAAGCACCUUGUCACUUUAACACACAAGUUUGAUGAGAAGAUGUUUCCUAUUUUUGGCCCUGGGCUCCAUAGUUCGCCAAUGAAUCUGGCUCCAGGAAAAAUUGCUAUACACACCUCAUGAUGGGCCAGUAUACAGCAGAGGGAUGGCUGUUGACUUAAGAGCUGAAAAUAAUUAAUGUUUUCAAAUAAAAAAAUGUUUUCAAAGCAAGAUAAAUCGAAUAACACUUUAACAGUCAGACAAAAGUCAAACUAAAAAAUUUUAAUCUGCCAAUGAGAAGAGUUUAAACAUAAUAAAAAUGGGGCAGACAAUCAAGAGGAUAGAAAAAAGUUAUGUGGUAUGGGAUGUUAAAUGAGAUAUAUAUAUAUAUAUAUAUACACUAAAUGGGAUUUCUAAAAUAUAAAAGCUUCACAAAAAUAUUUUUUAAGAAAACAUUUAAAUGAUAAGGCCGACUUUAAGAUUUGGUAUAAGGGAUUAAUGUCAGAAAUGAACGUCAUAACAGAAUGUCAUAAGUAUAACUGGGUAAUGCUUAAAACCAACUUUUUAACAUGCAGGCUGCCAGUGAACAAAUACUAGAUUAAGUGUUUUGUGGUCUUUGCAUUUAUUGAAAGCCUUGCAGCUGCAUGAUGCACAAGUUAAGCUGAGAAAUGGCUUUUCUGAAUACUGAUAGCUUAAUAGAAAUUGCAAGAACUAAAAUGUGAUAAAAGCAUGACUGGCUUUCUCAGAGUCAGCAGAGGAUGUUGAGGACCUUUUUUUUUUUUUUAAAGAUGUGCCUUAGCUGGAGGAAACAGGAUUGACCAGUUUUUUGACACUUUACUACAGAGUGACAGUCCAGAAUAAAAAAUGACACCAAAAUAACUGGCAGCAUGGCUAACGCUGGUGACCAAUAUUGAUGAAGUUGGAGAGGUGAAUUAAUUAAACAGUCGCUCUUGAUUUAUCAUUGCACUGGAGGAAACUCUUGCAUUCAGCUCUUAAAACCAGAGGUCAAUAAAACACCAAAAAGUCCAGAGUGAACAUAAUAAUUGAAGUUUCUUGCUUCACUAGAUUUUGGGGCUAUUAUGGAAGCAAUGUGUAAUCUUUGGAUACUUUAGGGAGUCAUUUUUAUCAAGAAUCAAAAGAAUGGACUACAUUUAUGCUUUGGGGAAAUGUGCUUUUUUUUUUUUAAAUCACGUAAUUACUACUUUAAUAUGAUUUUGUUGAUUCUGCUCAAAUAUUGUUGUAUGGGAUAACUGUAUUAGGUUGCUGUUCAUCACUCACUACACAGAGUGUGACCAGGAAGUAGUCAAGCUCAGCAGGACACAACUUUGGCAAUCUUUGAAGUAGGAUAUAUUACUAUUACUGCUGUGAGUCGGUAUGCAGAAAUCUGAGUAUGCUGUCUCCAUAUUAACACUUGCUCAAUAAAAUGUUAAAAUAGGA
Molecule: messenger RNA, 2957 nt
Organism: Micropterus salmoides (largemouth bass)
Lineage: Eukaryota; Metazoa; Chordata; Actinopteri; Centrarchiformes; Centrarchidae
Gene: trim35-28
Product: tripartite motif containing 35-28
Molecular function (GO): protein binding; zinc ion binding
Source: RefSeq, a predicted model, not a curated record